UUAAGCAUUUUUAGUUUAAAUUAUUACGAAAUUACGAUUCAGUUUGUUGUGGAAACUUUCUUAACGUUAUUCAUUGACUGUACAUUAAAUUCUUGGCAGCAUCUGCAUUGAAAAUGUCAGAGGAAAUCGUAGAAAAUAUUAAAAUUUUUUCAGAUAAUUCAUUAGAUAAUGCUGAAAUGGACGAAAUUCUCGAGAAUGACGAGAAAAACGAAGUCUACACACAAACUGAAGAAACUAGCAUCGAUGAUGAACAAAUGGUAUUUCCAGAAUAUCAAUUUGCAUGCAAAAAACAUAAGCUAACCCAAUUCCCCCCUGAAGAAAUCAAAGUAAAUGUAUCAGAUAGCGACCAUAAGGUAGCAUUACUUCACCAAGCCAUUAAGAAAAAUAAUGUUGAUCUAGUAAGAGAGCUGUUAGAUUCGGGAGUAGAUCCCGAUGCUCAAGAUAUUUCUACUGGUAAGCUUCCAUUAAUUGAAGCUACUAAUAAAGGAUACUCUAAUAUUGUUAAAGCCUUGCUGAUUGCUCACGCCGAUGUUAACCGCACAAAUAUUCAGGGUACGACGGCACUUCACGUGUCUGUAGAUGCGAAAAAUUUCAACAAAGAAAUUCCUCAACUGUUCCUCGAGAGAAGGUAUGCCAAUUAUAAUAUUCAAGAUAAAGUACAGCAGAAUACCCCAUUGCAUAUAUUGGCACGCUUAGUCGUUUCUAUGAAGCAUUCGAAACAGGAAACGAUGCUGGAUUUACUAGAAGAUAUGAUCCCGCGUUGUGACUUAAAUUUGAAGAAUAAAAACGGAAAUACCGCAUUGCAUAUUCUGGCUCAAGGGAAAAGAGAUGAUGAGGAUGCUGUUAGAAUCUUUCUGAAUAGAAAACCUGAUAUAAAUUCUCAGAAUCAACUCGGAGAAACACCAUUGGCUACCGCUAUCGAUCACGGGAAUUUGAAGAUGGCCUCGAUCAUCUUGGAUCACGAUGUCGACUUAACAAUUAGAGACAGAUGCGAAUAUACUUUCCUACAUUACGCUGCUAAAAAGAAUGCGCCAAAAAUUGUAAAAAAAUUGUUGGAAAAGGGAGCUGAUCCGAAUGCUCAAGAUCCCUACGGAGACACUGCUUUGCAUAUUGCAGCUGGAAGAGGAUUUCACGAAGUAGUCUCUGAGCUGAUCCAGAAUCCCAAUAUAGAACUCGAUAAACAGAACGAAGGUGGAUAUACUCCCUUGUUAUGUGCAGUCGACAGUGGAUUCCUGAAAGUAGUGAAGAUAAUGAUCGAAGCUGGAUGCGAUCGUAAUAUAAAAUCGAGAGAUACAAAUAAAACUAUUAUGGAUAUAGCGGAAGAACAAACAAAAAGAAACAAAAAAGAUAUAUAUAAUUAUUUAAAAUCCUUGGAGAAAAAAGAUUCUGAACAUGAAUCUAGUGUUGUUACUUCGUCUGAGUUGAUUUCUGAACAUGUAUCAGUAACUAGAGCUGAGGCCCAUACACCGAAGGAAGUAUUGGAUAUUUUCUCGCCAGAAGAUAAAUUAGGUGCGAUUUCACCACAAGAUGAAUUCGAGAAAGAAAUAACUGUCGCAACUCCAGAGGAUAAAUCGGAUAUUAUUUCACCAAAAGACGUAUCUGGAGUUAGCACACCAAAAGAAACACUAGAACCACUCUUACAGACGGAAAAAUCUGGUGAAAGCACUCCAAGGAAAAGUUUUGGCAUUAGUUCACCAAAGGAUAAAUCCGGUGCUGCUUCACCAAAGGAUAAAUCCGGUGCUGCUUCACCAAAGGAUAAAUCUAGUGUUGCUUCACCAAAGGAUAAAUCCGGUGCUGCUUCACCAAAGGAUAAAUCCGGUGCUGCUUCGCCAAAGGAUAAAUCUAGUGUUGCUUCACCAAAGGAUAAAUGGUGCUGCUUCACCAAAGGAUAAAUCUAGUGUUGCUUCACCAAAAUAUAAAUCCGGUGCUGCUUCACCAAAGGAUAAAUCUGGUGUUAGUUCACCAAUAGCUAAAUCAGGUGUUAGUUCACCAAUAGAUAAGUCAGGUGCUGCUGAGGCUGCUAUACU
Messenger RNA from Centruroides sculpturatus (bark scorpion), 2027 nucleotides. Its product is annotated as ankyrin-2-like. The coding region runs from base 114 to 1892 and encodes 592 amino acids. NCBI's taxonomy places the organism in Eukaryota, Metazoa, Arthropoda, Arachnida, Scorpiones, Buthidae. Gene Ontology annotation, molecular function: protein binding. The record is from RefSeq and is a predicted model, not a curated record. The transcript has a single exon.